This is a messenger RNA of Enterobius vermicularis (human pinworm), 774 nucleotides long. Lineage: Eukaryota; Metazoa; Nematoda; Chromadorea; Rhabditida; Oxyuridae. The record is from the annotation of a GenBank genome assembly.
AUGAAGCAUGAAAAAGUAACUACGGAAAGACAUUCUUUACUUGGUAAUGAAAAUGCGAUCAACUUCCCGAUGCUUGGGAGGAUUCGAAGUACAGCUAGAAGACCUCGCAAUACCCCAAAAUUGAAGAAACCUUACAAAAGAUGCCAUGACCAAACGGCUGCAGAAAAGCGUAAUAUCCACUUUACUACAUCUCACGUUGACCAGGAACGGGAAAACAUCAUCACAGCACUGCUGGAAAAAAAGUCGUUUUCAACACUUUAUGAAAGCAAGCUGAGAAAUUUUUGCCCAGACGCCAAGAAAGCGUUUGCCAAUCUUGGUUUACAAAGGCAGGAUCGAGAAAGCACAAGAUUCGUCUGUGAUGAAAGGCGUUGGAAAACCCUUGACGCUCGUCAGUCCCGUCAUUUCCCGAUUCCGAGAAUCCUAUUUGCAAUCAUUAAUGGUCCCUUUCCCUUCAGAUUAGUCCUCAACACCGGUCUCGAAGGAGAUUUAAACACACUAACAGAGAAGAGAUACUCGUUAGGAAUACUUAAUAAGCGGAAACGAAUGUACGCGGAUUCGUCUCUAACGAUCAAAACGAUACACAUACGCAUCUUUGAAAACUUUUGGCUCCGGAAACUAGGAAAGAAAGACUCUUCAGCAUUUUUUGGAACAUGGAAAACGGCAUAUCUGCAACCAGUAAACGAUAAUAUUGCGAAGGCAUAUGAUCUCUGGAGCCUCAUAACGCCAGUCAUCUUACGCACGAAAGUUUUACUAGAAGAACCGCAGAAACGAUGA